Molecule: messenger RNA, 1813 nt
Organism: Syzygium oleosum
Lineage: Eukaryota; Viridiplantae; Streptophyta; Magnoliopsida; Myrtales; Myrtaceae
Product: desmethyl-deoxy-podophyllotoxin synthase-like
Exons: 2
Coding region: 40-1605 (521 amino acids)
Molecular function (GO): oxidoreductase activity, acting on paired donors, with incorporation or reduction of molecular oxygen; iron ion binding; heme binding
Source: RefSeq, a predicted model, not a curated record
CUUGCAAGUAAACAUACCACACUUCCUUCCCUUAAAGCAAUGACAAUAUUCUCUUCAAUGGCAAUCCUGUUGCCUUCUCCUUCUGUCAUCUUCGCUUCCCUCCUCUUCCUCUUCCUCAUUCUAAAGAAAUGGAAGAAAUCCAAUAAUGCCCAAGACCCUUCUUCGAAAUUGCCUCCAGGGCCGAAGAUGCUCCCCCUUCUGGGGAACCUUCACCAGAUGACAGGGUCGCUCCCUCACCACUCGCUUCGGGGGUUGGCAAGGAAACACGGGCCAAUCAUGCGGCUCCAACUAGGCGAGAUCCUGACCAUUGUCAUCUCGUCCGCGGACAUGGUCAAGGAAAUCCUUGGCAAGAACGAGCUCACCUUCGCCCAGAGGCCCGAGAUCUCGGCCCAUGAGGUCAUGUCCUAUGAGAACUCGAGCUUCGUGUUCUCGCCCUACGGCGAGUACUGGAGGCAGAUGCGCAAGAUUUGCGUGUUUGAGCUCCUGAGCAUGAAGAGGGUCCUCUCUUUUAGAUCCAUAAGAGAGCAAGAGUGUUGGAACAUGAUGAAAGCAAUACAAUCAUCUCAAGGAAAGCCUAUGAACUUGAGCGAGAUGGUACUGAACUUGAUUAACGACAUCACCUCUAGGGCGGCAUUUGGUGAGAGAUGUAAAUAUAGAGAUGAGUUCCUUUCUUUCCUCAAGGAAGUGACACUGCUUGCUGGUGGAUUUGAGCUUCCAGAUCUCUUCCCUUCAAUUUGGUUCUUGCGUUAUCUCUCAAGAAUGAAACAGGCUUGGGAGAGACUGCACAAGAAGAUCGAUGUGAUUCUCGAUCACAUCAUUGAACUACACAGGGAGAAAUUGAAGGGAAACGAUGGGAACAACGAGGACAAAAAUGCAAGAGAAGAUCUUGUGGAUGUGCUCUUGAAUCUCCAGAAGAGUAGUGAAAUGAACUACUUCAUCAAACCACACGUCAUAAAAAAUGUUGUCAUGGAAAUAUUUUCUGCUGGGACAGACACAUCCUCGACGACCAUAGAGUGGGCAUUCUCAGAGAUGCUGCGAAACCCCAGAGUGAUGGAGAAGGCGCAGGCCGAGGUCCGAGCCGUCCUCAAGGGCAAGACACAGGUCCGCGAGCAGGACAUCCAGGGCCUCGAGUAUCUGAAGCUCGUGGUCAGGGAAACCCUAAGGAUGCACGCACCGACCCCGCUCAUGACCCGAGAGUCGAGGGAGGCGUGCACGAUCAACGGCUACGAGAUCCCCAAGAAGACCAAGAUUGUGAUCAACACUUACGCAGUGGGGAGGGACCCCGGGUUCUGGUCAGACGCGGAGUCAUUUGUGCCCGAGAGGUUCAUGAACUCUUCAGUUGAUUUCAGAGGAUCGAACUUCGAGUUCAUACCCUUUGGUGGUGGGAGGAGGAUUUGCCCUGGGAUCAAUUUUGGGAUUGCAAACAUUGAGCUUCCCUUGGCUCAGCUCCUGUACCACUUCGACUGGUCUCUGGCUGAUGGGCUUAAAGCAGGAGACCUGGACAUGUCUGAGACUUUUGGGAUCACUUCUAGGAGGAAGACUCCCUUGAUCAUGGUUGCUGAGCCCUGUGUCCCCUUCUCUUACGAUGGAGAUCAUGAUGAGUAGUUAUCGAGAUAUGUAGCCAUGCGUGUUAGAUGAAGUCAUUUGUCAAGUCUACCACAUGUGUGGGGGAGUUCAUGGUUGGGGAAUUUAAUUCUGUUUGUGUUUUUGCUUCUGUCACUUGUAUGAUAUUGCAGUUCCUAUUUUGGGACUUGCUGAAUCCAAUCAACGAGCUCAUGUGAUCAAAAGCGACAUUGCGAACUCCAUAUGCACU